CUGGGAGUGAUGCAUAUAGUGAUGACGUUGUCAUGCACAACCGGUCAGUAUGAUAUUUCCUUUUAGCUACCUCAAAACAUUCUAAGAGGAUGACGUUUCGUGCGUAACUCGACCUGGCAGCGAUUGUCAGUGGUAAUCAAAUGCUCUGAAUGGCUGAAGUUCAAUGUAGGUAGCAGCUAAUGUAGCUAGCCUAGGCUAGUGAGUGUUCAUUUUACUCUCGCCAUUCUGUCUGGCAGUACUGUAGAAUCCCACCGCUUUUUCGUCACUACAGGAUGCUCAAGCUGUUCGGUGGGCUAGUUCUUGUCGGACUAGCGUUGGCGUGCUUAGCGUCCUGGGUGCUGGAUACAUAUGACACCGCUUGGCACCCCAAACGGAGUGUUCGACAUUCCCGCGCCGGUGAUGAAGAGAAAGUUAUUAGGACUAGUCUUCCUCCGUAUCCCGGCGGCGAUUUGGAUAACGUGUUCUGGUUUCUGCAGGUGUCUGACAUUCAUAUCAGUCGAUUCCGUGACAAAAAACGCAUUUCAGACUUUGAAAAAUUCUGCACUGAUACCAUUGAAGUUAUCCAACCUGCACUUGUGCUCGCAACAGGAGAUCUGACAGAUGCGAAGACUGAGAGCAAGGUGGGCUCCCUGCAGCAUGAGGUGGAGUGGCAGGCCUAUCACAACAUCCUGAAGAGAUCCCGGGUGCUGGAACGCACCAAAUGGAUUGACAUCCGUGGGAACCAUGAUGCCUUCAAUAUUAUUUCGUUGGAUAGUAUCAACAACUAUUACCGGAAGUACUCAGCCAAUCAGAAGGAUGGCUCCUUCCACUACAUCCACACGACGCCCUUCGGCAACUACUCUUUCAUCUGUGCUGACGCAACUCUCACCCCCGGACCAAAAAGGCCAUACAACUUCUUUGGCAUUCUCAACCAGACUCAGAUGGACCUGUUGGCCUCCUUCAGGACUGACAGCCAGAGCAGCAACCAGUCCAUCUGGUUCGGCCAUUACACCACUUCCACCAUCAUCUCCCCCUCCCCUGGUGUACGAGGGGUGAUGAGCUUGGCUGUAGCGUACCUGUGUGGACACCUUCACACCCUGGGGGGGCUGAUGCCUGUUCUGCACAGCCGACACCCUGAAGGCACCCUGGAGCUGGAGCUGGGAGACUGGAUGGACAACCGCAGGUACAGAGUGCUGGCGUUUGACCACGACCUGCUGAGCUUCUUGGACCUGAAGUUCCAGCAGUGGCCUGCAGUCCUCAUCACCAACCCCAAGGAGGCGCAGUACCUCCACCCUGGCGUGGAGCCGCUGGGGAGGAUACAGAGAUCCACUCAUAUCAGGAUCCUGGCCUUCUCCGAUGCCCCAGUAGCAGCAGUUCACAUCAGCGUGGAUGGGAAGGUGCUGGGUGAAGGGCGCUCUGCUGGAGGUCCUCUGUUCGUGUUGCCAUGGGAGCCCUCGGUCUACCUCAGUGGGCUACACACUAUCACUGUCCGAGUGGAGGACGCUGUGGGGAGGUCAACAGUUCGAGAGCAGCUCUUCACCCUGGAGCACAGCCUCACUCCCAGCUUCAGUUUCUUCCAGUCCUUCAUCCUGCUCACCGACCAUUAUAUCCUGGCCCGGUUAGCCUUUGUUGUGUUGAUGCUGCUGAAUAUUGGAGUUCUGAUGGCGUUCAGGUUCAUGACUGUGCCCACUGUCAGAGCAUCUUCAGGUCUGUUCAUGUGGAUUGGUUUAUCCUUGCACCUAGUCAGUAAAUCUGACACUUUCUUCUACUCACUGACCCUCUUCAACUUCUGUACUGCUUUAGGUCCUUGGUUCAUAGGAGAGUUGAUUGAUGGUCACAGCGGAGCCUGCUUUUCCUUUGGGGUGUUUAUCGACGGACACUUCCUGGAGGGAAGUCUCACAUAUGUAGUUGGAUUUAUGCAGCUCCUCUUCUUCAACAUGCCUCUCACCUGUUACCUGUGCUGGAGCCUUCACCUGCGCAGCCGAGGCAACUCGUUCCGCUCGCACUUCUCUGGUCCGGCGUGUCGGUGGAAGACUCUAGCGGUGCACGCCGUCAUGUUGCUGCUGCUUGUCUGGCAGGCCUACUCCUGUUACUUCCUGCUGGAAACCUACGGACCUCUGGCCUUCUUCCUGUCUCCAGUCCGCACUUGGGCAGUAGGACUUGCCCUGCUAUUGGUGUACUGGGCCUGGAGGGGCCCCACCCCCCGUCUCCGUAGCAACGCCAAGACACCAGCACCCUCUUGACAGUUGCACUUCCGUUCUUGACUUUGGACUGGAGGGUUCUCUACGUGCCAAUACUGACCAUGUCUAUCCAUCCACUUUUCUAUGCCCCAUUCAGACUAUUUCCCAAUCUUCCUCUUUGCACUCUUUCCCUCUCUAUUCACAGCCACUCAUUAUAUUUCUAUUUUCAAAACAGAUUAAGAGUUGCCUUGUUUCAUAUGCAUGUUAGUGUAAAGCAGAGCACAUCCUUUUGAACAGCAAUGAAGAUCUGGGCAGUAUCACUCUAUCAGUAUAUUUUGUGGAUUGCAUAGAUUGACGUCAUAGACUGGACCAGCUCUAAACCAAUAUUGUGGAUAGACUGUUCAGCCAAUAUCACUACUGUUCCUUAGUUAGAAAGCUGAUGUAGACAAUAUUCGAUUGUGCUAAAAUCAAUGGAUUAAAUGGAUGCAUAGUCUGCAAUGUUGACCACUUAUGACUUAAUUAGGCGGAUUUUCAGCAUGUUACCUUGGUAAGCCGCCACAAAGGUCAAAUGCCUCUAAGUUCAAAUCCAAUGACUCAAUUAGCUAUGGCAUACUCCUUGAAGUUUUUAUCAUGGCCCGUUUUACACCGCUAUAGCAGAGUAAUCAUCUGAAUGAGGUAUUUUAUCCUUUCCAUUAUGUUGCUCAUGUAAAAUAUUUUCUUUAAAGAAAGCAGCUGUUUCUCAGGAAUGGGAGGAUUUGAACAGUAAUCUGUUUGAAUUUGGUUAGUUAUAAACCAAUAAUAUAUACAUAUAUUAGUGGAAAAUCUAUGCAAUCAAAGCAUGUUUCAGAAUCAGUCGUUUUUGUGCUGUUAAAACAUUUGUGUAAAAUAGUUAGGGUGAAAUGAACAGAUUUGAAUUAGAAUGCUGAUUAAUUUAUGGUUCUUGUUUGUAAUUUCCUUGCACUUGGCUUGGUUAGAACAGGGGUGUCAAACCGGUUCCACGGAGGGCAGAGUGUCUGCAGGUUUCUGGGUUUUCCUUUAAAUUGGUUCCCGGU
Esox lucius (northern pike) is the source of this 3211-nucleotide messenger RNA. It is a transcript of the gene tmem62, whose product is annotated as transmembrane protein 62. NCBI's taxonomy places the organism in Eukaryota, Metazoa, Chordata, Actinopteri, Esociformes, Esocidae. Gene Ontology annotation, molecular function: hydrolase activity. The coding region runs from base 273 to 2222 and encodes 649 amino acids. The record is from RefSeq and is a predicted model, not a curated record. The transcript has 14 exons.